AGUCUCUUCAGACGAGCUGCGUAUACUUACUGCGACAAACUGAAAGCAAGGUGUGGUCAGUUUAAAUUAGUCCAACAUGGGUUUCAGGAUGAUAUCCACGGUCAUUUCUGUUUUGCUUUUCAUCCAGUACAGCGAAGCUACUGAUGACAAAUUUUUAUCUGAUGAUGCGGUGGAAAAAAAUUCUUCACACCUCUUUACAAUGGAAGAGGAUCUGGAAGACGACGUCGAAACACCUGUUAAGAAUGAUGCAUGGGAGGACAUCGGCAAGGUCACUUCUGUCGUAACGGCAGGACUGGACGUUAUUAACAACAUACUUGAUAGUUUGCCCAAUUCCAUUACUCGCACUUGUAUUGUGACCAUACGUAACUUCAUGGAGAGAAAAUCUUUGGUGAAUCCCGUUGUAUAUACAAAGGCAUCGAGGCUGAAAGUGAUUCUACCGCGGAGAAUAGGCCCAGGGCAAGCCACUGUCCUGGAGUUUGAUCAAGCCGAAAAAGACGGAAAACCUGAAGGAUCAUUUGUGUACAAUAUCGAGGGAACAGUCUUUUUUGUUACUAUAUUAUUCCACGUGGGACCCCCAACCACCUACAACGCCAGAAUAUUUGCUUAUAGAGCCAAGUACUCGGCCAUAAAAGAAACCCUACACGACGGCAUGAAGUCCAUAUCCCCUUUAUAUCCCUUGGUAGCAGACGACACCAUUCGAUACGUCAUACGUCCAGAAUGCGGUUACAAAGUGUCUGUCGUCAUGACUGACCUCGAGAGGGCUACGAUGCAAGUUGACGUCUAUGACUGCCAUGAUAGUAUUGACAAAGCUGUCCUAGUCGUGGCCAAGCAACCCACUACUACAGAAUUCUUGGACACCCUAAACUGUAACCGUGAUGUACGAACAUGCCAAUGCUGCAAGAUCAUCUCCUACACGAAAUCUGGCUCUCGAGCCUUCUUUUCCUUUCCAGCAACAGCUUUAUAUAUGUUUUUUACAACCCUUCUUGCGAUGCUCUACUGUAUUCCACAAAAUGUUGACUUUUAAUUUGAUAGAUCCGUGUUGAUUUUCAAACUUACAAAUACAGGUACAGGCUUACAAACGCAGUACGAUUUAAUGUAAUUUUUUUCUUUGAAUGUUAUUUUCAAAAUAUACAAUGCUUUCCAUAUAGAUCUACAGUUAAAUUGAUUUGCUUCUCCAGAACAAUGGCAUGGAACAAAUUUUUUACGCUUUAGAUGUUUUAGCAAACAGUCAAAACUAAUCUCAACGAUGCAAUACGUUAUGAAGGUAAUUUUCAAAUUGCAGCAUGUUUUUUAGCUUCAUUCCUAUAUAUAUAAUAUAAUUGACUUGUUUUUCCAUAACAAUGGCAUGGAACACAUGUUUAUGCUUUUUAGACUGCUUGUAUUGCAAAAAGUAGGAACACAUUUUGACGAUGUGUUAUAAACACCACGUAAUACUGGAUCGCCUGGGUGAAAAUUUUAAAUUUUAAUAUGACAUGUACAUUUAAAAGAAAUAGAUUCAAAGAUUAUUUUAACCAAAGUGAGAUUGACAAUCUUCUAGAUCUGUUUCUCCCUCUUACUUGUUAUUUUGAUCAUUCAAUAUCAAAUGUUACAGAAUUUAAAACGUAAAUCAGUAUUUGAUAAC
Molecule: messenger RNA, 1621 nt
Organism: Lingula anatina
Lineage: Eukaryota; Metazoa; Brachiopoda; Lingulata; Lingulida; Lingulidae
Source: RefSeq, a predicted model, not a curated record